CCUACAAAAGCUUAAGCAUUUAACAUCUUCUACUUAAUUCCGUUUUCAUGGACACUACUCUAAACUUAAUCUCCUCCUUGUUCUGUUUCUUCCUCUUCUCUCUUCUCUUAGGUCAUCAGCAACAUGUUGUCCAAGGUUCAAGUGUGGGUUUCAGACCAAAGAUGCUGUUUGUUUUCGGGGAUUCCUACGCCGACACGGGGAACAACAGGAAAGCUUUGUCGAGUUCCUGGAAACUUCCUUACGGAAUCACAUUUCCAGGGAAACCUGCUGGCCGUUUCUCCGAUGGCAUCAUUCUCACUGACUACAUCGCUGGGUACUUGAGGAUGAAGACACCGAUACCCUACAGAUGGAGGAAAGAACUGGGUGGUCGGGUGAAGGAUGGGAUGAACUUCGCUUAUGGAGGAACGGGUGUUUUCGACACUUUAGUUCCUGAGCCGAACAUGACUGCCCAGAUCGAUUUCUUGCAACAGCUUCUUAAUGACUCGGUUUACUCCAAGAGGGCCCUCAAAACUUCUGUCGCACUCGUCAGCCUUGCAGGCAAUGACUACUCUAAUUACCUCGCCACCAAAUCCUCUGCUACGGUAAUAAAAGCACUUUAUAUAUAUAUAUAUAUAUGA
Hibiscus syriacus is the source of this 617-nucleotide messenger RNA. Its product is annotated as GDSL esterase/lipase At5g03610-like. The coding region runs from base 48 to 617 and encodes 189 amino acids. The record is from RefSeq and is a predicted model, not a curated record. The transcript has 3 exons. Gene Ontology annotation, molecular function: hydrolase activity, acting on ester bonds. Lineage: Eukaryota; Viridiplantae; Streptophyta; Magnoliopsida; Malvales; Malvaceae.